UCCUGAACGUUGAUCUAAUACAUUUCUGUAUGUUUCUUGGUGUCUUGUCUCACGGUUCACAUUUCCGAUUAUAUCUGCAUUCCGAUCAACGCAAGAUCAACGCCACCUUUGUCCCCGUUAGAGAUAUUAAUUUAUGGAUUCAGCGCGGUCCACAAGGCGCGGUAUCAUUUAAGAGCCGACAUGGAUGCGUGUAUCUGGUCGCAAAACCCCAAUCUACACGAGGCCAUUGCUAGGCUCUGAGCUAUUCGACGACCGAACCAGUGUUUUGCUUGAUGGUAUGACCGAUGCAUGUGUUGGCUUCACCUUUCGGAGUCUCUAUACCGCGGAUGAGGUGAAGCAACGUGCACGCAAUGCCUUCGGUAGACUUCGGUUUGCAUGUCCUAUCAUUGCAGCCAGCAUGGUGGGCGAUGUUUCCGGUCCUAUGCCGAGAUCCUGGGUAUAUGCGCCUGUACAAAGCCUGUCGGAGCUCACACACUGGAUGAAUAAUGCAUUUUGUACCGUGCAACGUGGAGACGAUCUGGAUGUCAACGCUUUCGUCGAAGAUAUCAGCCAACGUCGUCUCCCUUACGAGCUCCAGAACGCAAGUCCCCUCUGGUUCCGUUGCUAUCUUCUCUUGGGCAACAGAAACAGAUAUGGCCUCUAUUUUCAUGGUCCUCAUGCUAUUAUGGACGGCGGUCCGACACUCAAUGCAUUCGCACUCAUGUUUCAAUGGAUGACGAAUGAUACCAUCGAGCCUGCAGAGAAAUUACCCUGGGGGACAGAAUGGUACAAUCUGCCCCUUGGUCCUGUUGGUGCCACAGGUGGUCCGCGUGAAGAUUGGGAUAUUGCAGGCGUCGAGCUUCUGAAGCAACUUUCAGACUCCGAAGCGGUCCGCACGGUACCUUUGGAUACACACCCGUCUUGGAUAUCUCAGAGUGCCAUCGGAAAGACAUGUAGACUGGAGCGAGUUUUCGACCCGGCAUUGACGCGUAGGCUAGUCAACAAAGCGCGGAUCGUCGAUUGCACGAUGUCCCAUUUGUUUGAGGCUGCACAUUGCAUGGUGCUGCUCUCCCGCAACCAACUUCCACAAUCUAUGUGGGACGCCUACCACUUUUCAGCCAACUCCUCCGCCGCCUCGCUGAUUCCGCACCUGAGACUACCUUACGAUACGAAGACACAUUUCAUCUCCUCCCGCACGCAUUUACCAGUCCAAGUUCCCAUGGCCGAAAUAUCGUCUAUAGUUUUGCCCAGCAGGCAACUCUUGCGAAUUGCCCAAGCCCUGGAGCAAAGAUGCGCUAGGUUUGCUACACAUCCUUGUAUACCCCACGUUCAGGCUGCAAGGGCAUAUCAACCCGACGCUCUGUCAGAACGACCAGCCUUCGUGAGUUCCGUCAACAACGUUGGCCCCAUCGAGCGGCGACUGUCGUUGUUGUGGAAAGGAGGGCACGACCCUGAGCCAGUGAUUGAGCUGGAAUCCGUGUUGUUUUCGGUCAGGCUAACUUCUUUGGCUCCGUAAGAAGUUUGCACUUCUACUCAUUGGGUGUGUCUGAACACAUUAGCAGAAUAAUCCAUCUAUGGACCAUGAACGACAGUCUACAUGUUCAGAUUCAAGCAAAUGACGCCUGGCCAGAAGCAGACUUACAGGACCUUCUGGACGACAUCUGUUGCAGAG
Messenger RNA from Suillus paluster, 1651 nucleotides. RefSeq lists its product as uncharacterized. NCBI's taxonomy places the organism in Eukaryota, Fungi, Basidiomycota, Agaricomycetes, Boletales, Suillaceae. The record is from RefSeq and is a predicted model, not a curated record. The transcript is spliced from 8 exons. The coding region runs from base 185 to 1495 and encodes 436 amino acids.